AUAAGCUGAGAUCAAAAGACAUCAAAUGUCACAUCCAGCUUCGAAACAGCUUCUAGAAGCAUGUUCGUCCUUGAAAACCACCCAAUAAACCACCACAGCCAAGUGUCUGCGAACCGUAUUGUUGACGACUUCAUCCUCAACGUAUCCCGUCCCAUUGCAGGAAUAUUGCGCUGCCCCUUAAUAACAAACAUUAUGUAUGAACACGAUCGAGUAGCGCCCAAGACACCCAACAUCAGACAAAACGGGACUGCAGUCUUUGGAGCACUGGACGAACGAAUCCGAAAGGACAGAAAGGACUUCCCCGACAGAAGUCUAUCCAGUGCUUGCGUCAAGCAUCAAUCACAUUCUGCCAUGGAAAAUACGGAUUUUAAGGGAGCAUGCUCUCAACCACCUAUACUAGACUACUCAAAUCUGGAGGCAGACAAGAACACCGGUCUGGACCCUCUGACUAUUUCCAACCUCAUUGCGGACAAAGACAAGGAGAAUUGCGGGACUUGGGACAACAAUAAUGCAUGCCAUGGUUACCAUACACCAUCGCAUAGGAUCCUUACACUCCCCAGGGCCCUCGGCCGAGGACACUUUACACGGAUUGCCCUUUGCCGCCACGGGAACGGAAUCUGGAUUUCAGAAAACGUGGUUCUGACAGCGCGGUUAACCAACAUGUGCCCUUGCAAUCGUGUCGUUCCCGCCUAAUCUGUGAGAUGGGAGUGGCCAUGCCUCUUAAACAUUGGAUGUAACCCCCGGAUGGUUCAUGCCUUGUUGUCGUACGAAUCAGUCAACCCAUCACAAACAAGAAAACCCAUAUCAAAGUUGCAGUGAAGCCGGUUGAAGAGGCCGGGCGUCGAAUCGGUUUGCAUACCUUUUUCCAUAGCAAAAUAACCCUUCCACCCC
Molecule: messenger RNA, 891 nt
Organism: Neurospora tetraspora
Lineage: Eukaryota; Fungi; Ascomycota; Sordariomycetes; Sordariales; Sordariaceae
Exons: 1
Coding region: 61-693 (210 amino acids)
Source: RefSeq, a predicted model, not a curated record